Messenger RNA from Marmota flaviventris (yellow-bellied marmot), 2135 nucleotides. NCBI's taxonomy places the organism in Eukaryota, Metazoa, Chordata, Mammalia, Rodentia, Sciuridae. The record is from RefSeq and is a predicted model, not a curated record.
AUGGUUUUAUACCACCUCUAGCCAUGGGCCUUUUGGAAAUACUUUGUUUUUUAAUUUUCCUGGAGAAAAGUUUGGGACAGGGACAGGAACAAAUCUAUGUCAUUUCAGCACCGAACAUAUUUCAUGUUGGAGCAUCUGAAAAUAUUGUAAUUCAAGUUUAUGGAUACACUGAAGCAUUUGAUGCAACAGUCUCUAUUAAAAGUUAUCCUGAUAAAAAAAUUAGUUACUCUUCAAGCUAUGUUAUUUUAUCCCCAGAAAAUAAAUUCCAAAACUCUGCAAUCUUAACGAUACAACCCAAACAACUGUCUGGAGAACAAGGCUCUGUUUCAUAUGUGUAUUUGGAAGUCGUAUCAAAGCAUUUUUCAAAAUCAAAAAAAAUGCCAAUAAGCUAUGACAAUGGAUAUCUCUUCGUUCAUACAGACAAACCUGUUUACACUCCUCACCAGUCAGUAAAGGUUAGAGUUUAUUCUCUGAAUGAUGAUUGGAAGCCUGCCAAAAGAAAAACUGUUUUAACUUUCAUUGAUCCUGAAGGAUCAGAAGUUGACAUAGUAGAAGAAAAUGAUUAUACUGGGAUUAUCUCUUUUCCUGACUUCAAGAUUCCAUCUAAUCCUAUAUUCGGUGUAUGGACAAUUAAAGCUAAAUAUAAAGAGGACUUCUCAACAACUGGAGCCACAUACUUUCAAAUUAAAAAAUAUGUCUUGCCACAUUUUUCUGUAUCAAUAGAACCAGAAGGCAAUUUCAUUGGUUACAAGAACUUUAAGAAUUUUGAAAUUACUAUAAAAGCAAGAUAUUUCUACAAUAAAACAGUUACUGAGGCUGAAGUUUAUGUCACUUUUGGAAUAAGAGAAGACGUAAAAGAUGAUCAAAAGGAAAUGAUGCCAAAAGCAAUGCAAAACACCAAGUUGAUAAAUGGAACUGCUCGUGUCACGUUUGAUUCUGAAACAGCAGUAAAAGAGCUGUCAUAUCACAGUCUACAAGAGUUAAACAACAAAUACCUUUAUAUUGCUGUAACAGUCAAAGAGUCUACAGGUGGGUUUUUUGAAGAGGCAGAAGUACCUGGCAUCAAAUAUGUUCUCUCUCCCUACAAACUAAACUUGAUUGCUACUUCUUUUUUCUUGAAGCCUGGGAUUCCAUAUUCUAUCAAGGUGCAGGUUAAGGAUUCUCUGGACCAGUUGGUAGGCGGGGUCCCUGUAACCCUGAAUGCACAAACCAUCAAUGAAAACCGAGAGAUGGCUGACUUGGAACCACAGAAAAGCAUCACAGGUCUCAAUGAUGGAGUAGCCUCCUUUGUGGUUAACCUCCCAUCUGGAGUGACGGCACUGGAGUUUGAUGUCAAAACUGAUGCUUCAGAUCUUCCAGAAGAAAAUCAGGCCAGCAUAGAUUACCGAGCAAUAGCAUACUCAUCUCCCAGCCAGAGUUACCUUUAUAUUGAUUGGACUGGAAACUAUAAGCCUCUGCUAGUAGGAGAAUAUCUGAACAUUACUGUUACAUCCAAAAGUCCGUAUAUUGACAAAAUAACUCAGUAUAAUUACUUGAUUUUAUCCAGGGGCAAAAUUGUACACUUUGGCACAAGAGAGAAGGUUAUAGAUUCUUCUUAUCAAAGUAUAAACAUCCCAGUGACUCAGAACAUGGUUCCUUCAGCUCAACUUCUGGUCUAUUACAUCGUCAUUGGAGAGCAGACUGCAGAAUUAGUGUCCGACUCAGUCUGCCUAAAUGUCGAAGAGAAGUAUGACAGUCAGCUCCAGGUUCAUUCGCCUCUAGAUGCAGAUGCAUAUUCUCCAGGCCAAACUAUAUGUAUUAAUUUGGCAACUGAGUCAGAGUCGUGGGUGGCAGUCACAGCAGUGGACAGUGCUGUGUAUGGAGUCCAAGGAAGAGCCAGAAAGCCCAUAGAAAGGGUUAAGUUCAAUUCUCUAGAGAAGAGUGACCGGGGCUGUGGGGCCGGUGGUGGCCGAGACAAUGCAGAUGUGUUUCAUUUGGCUGGACUCACCUUCCUCACCAAUGUGAAUGCAGAGGACUCCCAAGACUAUGUGAAACUGGUAGAGAAAUUCUUAGGCCACGAAAACGUCUACAACAGAAAAUACAGGAACUAGGUACUUUAAAAGUUUCAUGUGAUUGUAAAAAGGUUAUGAUCAUAU